AUGCCGGCGCUUACGGUCAUCAACGGCGGUCGCGUCCGCUCUGACAUGAACCUUGUGGCCGAUGAGGACUCAGUUUACGAACAAGACAUACUCCGAAACGGUGGGAGCACUAAGCCAUGGCUGGCAUACAUCCAAUUCAAACUGCAACAUGGUACGAUUCAUGAACAAGCCUUCGUCUUUGAAAGAGCCUGCCUGCAGCUCCCGAGGUCCUAUAAGUUAUGGAAGAUGUAUCUCGAGUUCCGCGUCAAACACGUCAGUCGUUUGAAUGCCGCUAUUUUCGCUGCCGAAUAUCGCAAGGUUAACGCCCUUUUCGAACGCUCUUUGGUAUUACUCAACAAGAUGCCUCGUAUAUGGGAACUCUAUCUUAAGUUCCUCCUUCGACAACCCUUGGUGUCAAACACUCGACAUGCCUUCGACCGUGCAUUACGCGCGCUACCUGUCACUCAACACUCGCGCAUCUGGAGACUUUACAGGCCUUUUGCCGACUCACUCUCAGGCAUCAGCGCAGUAAAGAUAUGGCGGCGGUACAUACAGAUCCAUCCUGAAGAUACUGAAGACUUCAUCGAACUAUUGAUUCAGGUUGGCCUGUAUACUGAAGCCGUCAAGACAUACAUUGACGUCCUGAACAACACUCGCUUUAUCAGCAAGCAUGGCAAAGGCCAUUUUGAACUUUGGAGUGAAAUGGUGGACCUAAUCGUUGAUCAUGCUACUGAGAUACUUACGGGUCAUGAAACCGGUAUUGAUGUUGAGCGAAUCAUUAGAAGCGGCAUCACACGAUACGCUGAUCAACGAGGCAAGCUAUGGUGUGGUUUGGCCACGUAUUGGAUCAGACGCGGAAGCUUUGAGCGCACAAGGGACGUAUUUGAAGAAGGUAUCGUAACAGUCAUGACUGUUCGGGAUUUCACCUUAAUCUUCGACUCAUACACCGAAUUCGAAGAGUCGGUUAUCGGGGCGUUGAUGGAGGUUGCCUCCAAUCGAGCGGCGAAAGGCGUUGUGGAUGAGGAUGCGGACUUUGAACUUGAUAUUCGGAUGUUGAGAUUUGAACAGCUCAUGGACCGCAGACCGUUUCUACUAAACGACGUACUUCUACGCCAAAAUCCGAACAAUGUCCUCGAGUGGGAGAAGCGAAUCGCACUUUGGGGUGAUAACAAGCAGGAAGUUGUCCAGACAUAUACCGCCGCUAUUGCUGCCAUACAACCGAAAAAGGCAGUCGGCCCGUUUCAUCAACUCUGGGCUGGCUAUGCCAAAUUCUAUGAGCGCGGCGGCGACAUGCGCAACGCCCGCAUCAUCGCAGAGAAGGCGGUCAAGGUGCCUUUCCGAUCUGUUGCGGAGCUUGCUGAUAUGUGGAUUGAAUGGGCUGAGAUGGAGCUGCGGAAUGACAAUUUUGAUGACGCAGUCCGCAUCAUGGCGAAAGCUGUUCAGGCGCCGAAACGGUCGACUGUCGAUUACUUUGACGAAACACUGUCGCCUCAACAGCGAGUACACAAGAGCUGGAAGCUGUGGAGCUUCUAUGUCGAUCUUGUUGAAAGCGUUGGCUCGUUGGACGACACAAAGGAAGGUUUACGGAAAGAAUCUUUGAGUUGCGCAUAGCAACUUCCCCAAACUGUCGUUAAUUUACGCAAACCUCUUGGAGGAGCACGAAUACUACGAAGGAUUCGUUCAAGAUCUAUG
Messenger RNA from Verticillium alfalfae VaMs.102, 1671 nucleotides. Its product is annotated as pre-mRNA-splicing factor SYF1. Gene Ontology annotation, molecular function: protein binding. Gene Ontology annotation, biological process: mRNA splicing, via spliceosome; generation of catalytic spliceosome for first transesterification step. The transcript is spliced from 3 exons. Gene Ontology annotation, cellular component: U2-type catalytic step 2 spliceosome; post-mRNA release spliceosomal complex; Prp19 complex. The record is from RefSeq and is a predicted model, not a curated record. NCBI's taxonomy places the organism in Eukaryota, Fungi, Ascomycota, Sordariomycetes, Glomerellales, Plectosphaerellaceae. Bases 1 to 1590 code for a protein of 529 amino acids.